AUGAAGCUGUCGCCGACGACUCGCGUCGUCAGAAGCGUCCUCGUCGCUUCCAUCGCCGCCUUUCUCUUCGGCUUCGACACGGGCACAAUAGGCGCAGUCACAGAAAUGCCCAGCUUCGUCGCGACCUUCGGACACUUCUCGUCGACCGUGCGAGGAAUAGUCGUCGCCUCGAUCCUCCUCCCCUCGACCCUCUCCGGCCUCGUCGCAGGAUCCGUCGCAGACCGCAUCUCGCGAAAACACACCAUCGCACUCGGGGCGGCCAUCUUUGCAGUCGGACAGGCAGUCUCGUGCGGGAGCGUCAGGUCUCUAGGCAUGCUCAUUGCCGCGAGGGUCGUUGCGGGACUUGGAGAGGGGUUGUUCCUCGGGACCGUCGCCGUCUACGUCGCAGAGAUCAGCCCGAAGGAGAUGAGGGGGCGGAUGAUGCUCGUCGCUCAGUUGGCGAUCGCGAGCGGCGUCGCGAGCGGUUUCUUCGUUUGUUUCGGCUCCGCACGAAUCGACUCCUCCCUCUCCUGGCGCCUCCCCUUCGCCCUCUCGACCUUCCUAGCCCUCCUCGUGACCCUCCUCGCGCCCCUCAUCCUCCCCUACUCCCCCCGCUGGCUUCUCCUACACAACCGCCGCGACGAAGCCGAACGAGUUCUCGACCUGCUCGUCGGGACGGGCGACGCUGUCCAGGAUGAACGGAGGGAGUUGAUGAGUGUUCCCCGAGUCGUGAAGGGUGGGAAGCGAGCUGCGUUCGUGGAGAUGUGGAGGAGGGAUGUUUGGUGGAGGACGACGUUGGGGGCGCUAUUGCAAGGCAUGCAGCAGCUGUCGGGCAUCGACUUUGUCCUCUUCUUCGCCGCGACACUCUUCAAACAAGCCGGCCUGAGCGGCACCACCUCCUCCCUCCUCGCGGGCGGCGUAACAGGCGUCCUCAUCGUCUUGACCACAAUCCUCACCCUCCUCUGGGUCGACCGUCUCGGCCGCCGAACAAUCUACAUCGGUGGCGGCUGCGCAAUCAGUGCGACGUUGGUCGUGAUUGGAGCGAUGUAUGCGACGGGAAAGGCGGGCACGGAGCGGGGAAAGUGGGUCGUGGUGGUGAUGAUUGAGCUGUUUGCGAUUGCGUUUUCCGGGUCGUGGGCGGUCAUUACGCGGUUAUACGCCUCGGAGAUCCAGCCUUCGAAGACUCGAGCCGCUGCCGCGUCCUUUUCGACAGCCAUCAACCAGGCCAUCAACUUUGCCGUCGCCCUCACAGGCCCAGUCUUCCUUUCGAAGUCCCCUUCAGGUCCUUACUUCACCUACGGCGCUCUCACGGCCUUCGCAUCGCUCUUCGCGUUCUUCUUCAUGCCCGAGACGAAAAAUCUUUCGCUCGAGUGCAUCGACACGAUGUUCUCGUCCCACUCGCCCACAUCCUCCCUCUUCGGCUCCGUCCCCCUCGCCGUUCCCCUCCCCUUCACCACCCACCGCGCGCGCCGCCGCUCCCGCCGCGACUCGGAACAUAUCCCCGAAGUCGACGAUGGAGAGGUGGAUGACGAGACUACGCGGGUGGAGAACGAGGUGGAGAAGUUUAGGAGGGAGGUCAAGUUGGGCGUCCCGCCGGCGGAGGCGGAGAAGGCGGUUACCGCUUAG
Messenger RNA from Rhodotorula toruloides NP11, 1605 nucleotides. Its product is annotated as MFS sugar transporter. NCBI's taxonomy places the organism in Eukaryota, Fungi, Basidiomycota, Microbotryomycetes, Sporidiobolales, Sporidiobolaceae. Gene Ontology annotation, biological process: transmembrane transport; carbohydrate transport. The coding region runs from base 1 to 1605 and encodes 534 amino acids. Gene Ontology annotation, cellular component: membrane. Gene Ontology annotation, molecular function: carbohydrate:proton symporter activity. The record is from RefSeq and is a predicted model, not a curated record. The transcript has 8 exons.